Messenger RNA from Rhododendron vialii, 1017 nucleotides. Its product is annotated as small ribosomal subunit protein eS6y-like. Gene Ontology annotation, cellular component: ribosome. The transcript is spliced from 4 exons. Gene Ontology annotation, molecular function: structural constituent of ribosome. Gene Ontology annotation, biological process: translation. The record is from RefSeq and is a predicted model, not a curated record. NCBI's taxonomy places the organism in Eukaryota, Viridiplantae, Streptophyta, Magnoliopsida, Ericales, Ericaceae. The coding region runs from base 391 to 861 and encodes 156 amino acids.
UUUCUGCUUCAGAUUUGAAAAUUUUUGAUAUGAGAAUUUUAUGGUUUGGGUUUGGCAUAAAAUACUCUUCUUCUAUACACCCAUAGAAUCUGAGCAUUCCCCAACCCAAUUGAUGUUUUUAGGUUUUCAUGGGUUUAUAUUAAAUUCCAAUCAAGAAAAUGUGAGCUAGAAGAAAUGAAACUACCGCUACUUGCUUGACAUACUUUUUAGUUUUUUGUGAACACUUCCUUAUUUAUGAAAUAUGAGCGCAUAAAAUUCCUUCCUUUUGGAGUACAAAAAGUUGAACAGUUAAUAUUCUUGUAUGGUACUGGAGUUUAUGUUGCUUAAUAAAUGUUCUUUCCUUAUAAGAAUGCAAAAGUGAUUGGCCUUUUAUUUUCUCUUUUCUUUUAAAUGCAUAGCCGAGCUUUUUAUGACAACAGCCUCUCACAAGAGGUUAGCGGAGAUGCUCUUGGAGAGGAGUUUAAAGGCUAUGUUUUCAAGAUUAUGGGAGGAUGUGACAAGCAAGGAUUCCCCAUGAAACAAGGAGUGUUAACAACUGGUCGGCCCCGUCUCUUGCUCCAAAGAGGGACUCCAUGCUUUCGUGGACAUGGAAGGUGCACCGGAGCGAGGAGGAGGAAGUCUGUUCGUGGGUGCAUUGUGAGCCGAGACCUUUCUGUUCUGAACUUGGUUAUUGUGAAGAAAGGUGAGAGCAAACUUUCCGGCUUGACUGACACUAACAAACCAAGGUUGAGGGGUCCUAAGAGGGCAUCAAAAAUUUGUAAACUCUUCAGCCUCUCCGAGGAAGACAAUGUUCGAAACUACGUGAACACGUACUGCUGGACGUUCACAAACAAAGCUGAUGGACCUUUACUGUGGUUUUAGACUAGAUGGAUCAACAUGUGCCAUGGGCUAGAUUAUUUUCUAUUUUGCUAUGAAAAGUUCUCUUUCCAAGUACUUUUCAAUCCAGCAAACUAUCUACUCUAUAUGCAAAGUAUCAUCACUAAAUAGGUUGCGCACUCUGUGCUUUUCCUAUCUAUC